GUAGGCAGUUUGGGGGUUGUUACAAGUGGGAGGGUUUCCUGAGUGAUGGCAUACACCCUUGUUUAAAGAAAACAAAAAAAAAACUACCGGCACCUCCCUUCCAGGUAACUUUUCCCACUUUGAGAUUUGGAGGCACCAGCAGAGGUUCUCAGCAGCGGAUCUCACACACCCAUUCCACCAUAAUGGAGACAGCUGAAUCUGUAGCAGCCGAUGUGGACAGCAAGAGAAGUGUUACCAUUGAAAUCGUAAAUCUCACUAACAACUACUGCCUCAUCAACCCAAAGGUUUACCUUGAGAAUGGGGAGACAUACAACCCACCUCAGCCCACAGUGCGCCCACUCAAGUCAGAGGUCUGCACUUUCGCGAAGGGCGGCGGUGCAACCGGCAGCAUUGGUGUGCUGACCUACGACCUUUUCGAGAGGUCGAAGAACGGCUUCAUUGAGAACCUGGCCAUCAUGUUCUCCGUUCCGUGGGACUACAACCUGUACAAGAACUGGUUUGCGGUGGGCAUCUAUGUAAACGGCCGUAACUGUGAUAAAGAAUUGUACAAACAAAUGUACUAUGAGAAGAAACAGCAUGAGAAUGGGUUUGUCAGGGAGGAGGCCACUGGAUCAGGAAUCAAUCAUGUGGGCAACUACCUAGAUAUCAAGGCCACAAUGAGUCCCCUGGGAAAUGCCAUUAUGAAGGUGGAGGUGUGGGAUAAGCUUUUUACACCCGUGCAGCAGUCGUACUAGAGACUCCUAACCAGUUUGAGUCCCAUCAACAGAAUUCCUCCCUCCACCUGAAGCCGUCGGCACACAUGAUUUAACAGAUGUAUUGUUGCUGACAUGUGUCUGUAUCCCUGUGUAUUACCCCCUCAGUAAAUCAGCUUAAGAUCAUUGUUAAGUUUGUUUAUAAAUCCAGGCAGCAAUAACCUCCCCCUUUAUAGCCGAAGCCUCCGUCUCUUUCUAUAGCAUCCGGUUUUAAAAUGGCAUCUUUAGAAAUGAAAAUCAAAGGAUGACUCACGGAGGACGAGAGCUUAAUAAAACACACUGAGGGCUUGUCUGUAUUUACCUUCACACUGUAAUCUCAGAAAUAAAAUAAACCUCUCUGCUGAAGCUA
Sebastes umbrosus (honeycomb rockfish) is the source of this 1101-nucleotide messenger RNA. It is a transcript of the gene apnl, whose product is annotated as actinoporin-like protein. Bases 183 to 734 code for a protein of 183 amino acids. Gene Ontology annotation, molecular function: channel activity. The record is from RefSeq and is a predicted model, not a curated record. Lineage: Eukaryota; Metazoa; Chordata; Actinopteri; Perciformes; Sebastidae. Gene Ontology annotation, biological process: monoatomic cation transport; pore complex assembly; cytolysis in another organism. Gene Ontology annotation, cellular component: pore complex. The transcript has 3 exons.